This is a messenger RNA of Schizosaccharomyces japonicus yFS275, 2019 nucleotides long. RefSeq names its product U5 snRNP-associated protein Prp28. NCBI's taxonomy places the organism in Eukaryota, Fungi, Ascomycota, Schizosaccharomycetes, Schizosaccharomycetales, Schizosaccharomycetaceae. Gene Ontology annotation, biological process: mRNA 5'-splice site recognition. The transcript has a single exon. The record is from RefSeq and is a predicted model, not a curated record. Gene Ontology annotation, molecular function: RNA helicase activity; RNA binding; ATP binding. Gene Ontology annotation, cellular component: U5 snRNP. The coding region runs from base 1 to 2019 and encodes 672 amino acids.
AUGUCUAAUACAGCGAUUCCUUCUUUAGAAGACAUUGUGCAUCAGAAACGACAACGCGAGGAAGAACGUGCACGGCCAAAAUUCUUGUCAAAGGCAGAGCGUGCAAAACUUGCCAUCCAAAGACGCGAACAACAAGUUCAGGAGCAAAGAGCGCGGCUCGAUACACAGAGACAAGCCUUGCAUUUAGCUAAUGGACAAACGAAUAAUGGCCGGGAAAACGAUUCCUCCUCUACUCGCUCGAGAAGUCCAGCGAUUUCCGAGAAAACACAGAGUUCACACAACAUUACUGAAAGUGAAACCACCACAGCAGCUUCAACAGAAUCGGCCGACGAUCCAGACUGGACAAUUAAGCAGCGAUACAUGGGAAUAAAGCCUCCUGUAAAGAAAAAACGAAGAAAUGCCGACAAAAAGUUUGUAUUUGAUUGGGAUACAUCAGAUGAUACAUCCGCGUCGGCCUUACCAAAUGAUAGCCAUGAUCAACUUGGUGUGUUCGGACGGGGGAAAUUGGGUGGAUUUGAUGAAACCGAAAUACGUAAAACACAGCAACACGAAGCAUUGAUUCAGCGGUUGCUUAAAGGUUCGCCGGAGGAUCAACGGCGAGCCCAUAUGCUGAUUGAACAGCAAAAAAGAAAAACAAAAAAGGUCGACUGGGACGAUGUUCCUUGGUACCAAAAGCCACUGGAAGCUAUGAAGCCACGAGAUUGGCGAAUUUUAAAAGAAGAUUUUGGUAUUUCAGUCAAAGGCGACAACUUGCCAAAUCCUUUACGUAACUGGGAAGAGUCUUCUUUACCCGAAAAGGUUCAGGCUACGCUGAAAAAAGUUAAGUACAAGGAACCAAGUGCUAUCCAAAGAGCAGCUAUUCCUCUUUUGCUACAACGAAACGACAUCAUUGGUAUUGCUGAAACCGGUAGUGGUAAAACAGCAGCCUUUGUCAUUCCCUUAGUAACACACAUAUCGCGGUUGCCUGCUUUGGACGAUACAAAUAUGCACCUUGGUCCUUAUGCCAUUAUUCUAGCACCCACUCGUGAAUUGGCACAACAAAUUCAAGUCGAGGCAAGCAAGUUUUCCGAACCACUCGGUCUUCGGUGCGUUGCCGUUGUGGGUGGACAUGCUUUUGAAGAACAAUCCUUUCAAAUGAGCCAGGGAGCUCAUAUUGUUGUGGCCACACCCGGUCGACUUGUCGAUUGUUUGGAACGCCGUGUGUUUGUGCUUAGUCAAUGCUACUUUGUCGUCAUGGAUGAAGCCGAUCGAAUGGUUGAUAUGGGUUUUGAAGAAGAUGUGAACAAGGCUCUCACAAGCCUACCACCUUCAGGCCAUGAUGAUGACGAGGCUAUGGUAGCCGGAGAGGAUCUUUUACGAUCCACAAGACCUACUCGAGCUCGUCAAACGGUUAUGUUCAGUGCUACCCUGCCCACCAGAGUGGAGAAUCUUGCUAAAAGGUACCUGAAUAAGCCCAUCAUGCUUACCAUUGGCACCAUUGGUCAAGCUGUUGACCGUGUUGAACAGCGCGUAGAGAUGAUCGCCGACGAUGCCAAGCGGAGAAAGCGUUUGGAAGAAAUCUUAAACACUAAUCGCUAUGCUCCACCCAUCGUCGUGUUUGUCAACUUGAAACGCAAUUGCGAGUCUUUGGCCAAGGCUCUUUACAACAUGGGUUGGCGUGUGGUAACCCUACAUGGCAGUAAAAGUCAAGAACAGCGUGAACGCGCAAUUGAGCAAUUGCGCAAUCACUCCGCUGAUAUCCUCGUUGCUACCGAUUUGGCUGGUAGAGGUAUCGAUAUUCCUAAUGUUUCGCUCGUCGUCAAUUACAACAUGGCCAAAUCCAUCGAAGAUUAUACGCAUCGUAUCGGACGUACCGGCCGUGCUGGAAAACACGGUACGGCCAUCACGUUCUUGGGUCCCGAGGAUACAGGUGUGUACUACGACUUGCGACUCAUGUUGAGCAAAAGUGCCAACAGCCACAUACCCGAAGAGCUGCGGCGACAUGAAGCAGCUCUUGCCCGUCCGAACAUUGUGCUCUAG